AUGUGGCUCAUAUUACUUUCUAUUAUUCUUCUUUUUUUGUAUGGGAUAUAUUUGAAGUUAAAAUACUUUACAUUCUACGGUCCAUUGCCUGGUUUAUCUCCUCAAUUUUUGUUCGGAAAUUUACUUCAAACUGGAUUGUUGACAGGGAAUUCUUUUCCUCAAAUAUAUACGUCGCUUAAAAAUCGAUUUGGUGAUAUUUAUCAAGUUCAAUUCGGAUUUGUACAUGCUAAAGUCAUCGGUAAUAUCGAUGAUAUACAACAUAUUUUUACUCAUAGAAAUGUUUAUGAUCAAGGUGAUUGGUUCGUAGAACUAUAUGGAGCUAUUUUGCCUAGUGCUCUUAUUACGCUUAAAGGUACCAAAUACAAACGACAUGGUGCAGUUAGUAUGUCUUUAUUUCGCCGAAGCAGAAUUGUUUCAAAUUUCGAUACUAUUCUUGAUUGUACAGAUAAAUUAUUGGAUAAUUGGCGUUCAUUUUCUGUUCAUCAUCUGCAUCUCGAUAUUGUACUGCAAUGUCAAAAUUUAUUACUUCAAAUUUUUGGAUUGAUUGCUUUUGACUACGAUUUUGAAACACUUAAUGGAAGAAAUAGUAAUGAGCUGGCACAGGCACUUCGAAAUUUCUUUAGUACAAUUGAAAUAGCUUUAUAUUUACCAAAUACAUUGUUUAGAAUUUUUCUAAAAUUGAGUCCUCAAUAUCAACGACAACGUGCAAUCAUUGAACGAUAUAUAUAUCGAAUGAUCGAACAAGAAUUCAAUGAAAGUCCUGAAUCACGAGCUCAACGAAAGAAAACAUCAUUAAUUGCUUCACUUGUGGAUUCAUUACAAAUAGACGAAGAAGCUGAAGCAAAGAAAAGCGAAGAACUGAAAAAGGGUCUAUCACGAAGUGAGGUGUUUGAUGAAAUGCUAAUGUUUCUAAUCGCUGGUUUCGAAACGACUUCUACUGCAUUGGCAUGGUCGAUACAUUUGCUAAGCAAAUAUCCACAUGUUCAAGAAAAAAUCAAAGCCGAAUUAAUUAAUAAUAGUGUUACUCAGCUGUUAACUCCAGAACGUCUCCAAUCGCUAAUCUAUUUGGAUUGUGUUAUCAAAGAAAUACUUCGCUAUUCUUCACCUUUCGAUUCAACAGUACGAACAUUGGUUGCAGAUGAUCGUUUACCACAUAGUGGUGUUCAAUUGUAUAAAGGUGAUCAAGUGAUCAUUCCAUUUUCAAUUCUGGCACUUGAUAGUCGAUAUUGGUCGAUUGAUCCUAAUUUAUUCUACCCAGAAAGAUUUUUAGGCGAAGAUAAAAAUCAUCAUCCAUAUGUAUUUCUGCCGUUUGGCAGUGGGCAUCGUCAGUGUAUUGGACAAGAUUUAGCUAGAUUCGAAUUGAAAGUUAUUCUAGCUAGACUUAUGCAAUAUGUGACAUUUGGCGAUGGAGGUCCUGAAGUGAAUGCCGGUGGUCAUUUGCAAAAAAUGACGAUCAUGCCCAAAUAUGUUGGUAUCACUAUUAAAUUCGAUGCCUAG
Molecule: messenger RNA, 1497 nt
Organism: Rotaria sp. Silwood1
Lineage: Eukaryota; Metazoa; Rotifera; Eurotatoria; Philodinida; Philodinidae
Source: the annotation of a GenBank genome assembly